UUCUGAGUACACCGUUUCGUCGAAGCGUUAACCGUCUGUUUGGUUUUAUCAAUGUAUAGUUUGGACGCUCAAUGUUUGCACAAGUUUUAAGCACCAUUAAGUGUAUUCUGAAGCCUUAAGUUAAAUAUGGCUAAAGCAACGCGACAAAUGCGUCAAAAUGAGGAACAUUACGUUGCCAAGAUGAACUUCCGAAGUGAGAAGAUUCUACAAAGUCAAAUUGAGCGCUUGAACAGAGAGAAAUUACUGCAAGUGAAGAGUGUAAACGCUCAAAUGAGGACAUACGAGAGAAAAUUACAGAAGAUUAACGAAAGAGCUGCCGAGGUGGAAAAACUUUCGCAGAACAUAGAUCCGUCUCAGCGUCUUUCAACGAGAGACCACUUCAACAAACUGAGCAACGAUGCCGUAAGGCAAAGACACUUUUCUACAGGUGUGGGUUAUUCGUACAUUGAUCAGCUGUUAGGAGCAUCAAAACCACUCGUCAAUAGACCGAUAAGAUGGGGAAUAAACCCAUCUUUACCAAGUCUUGAACAACAAACUGCUAAACCGAUUACUGUCGAGUCAGAUGCUGUCUUAGCGAAAGCAUUUAUGACGGAGAUUAAAGGUCAUCCUAUUUAUCUUCGACCGAGGGAAGCUGCGUACAUGAAAAAACAAAAGUCGGUUCCAUCUGCUUUAAUUCUGCCUCCCCUUCCAUUAAAACCCUGCGGGAAAAAGACUAUGGAACAACAGUCAAUAGAACAACGCAGAAAACCGCGAGAUUACGAAUUACAGGAAAAAGCUGAAAACAUUGCUUCGCUUGAUAAUCAAGACGCAAAUUCACAACUUUCUCCAAUCCUUGAAAACGAAAUUGAUGCAGAUAUUUCUGAAAUGAAACGAUGUGAUAGUAAAUUAGCUCCGGACGAAAAUGAACCAAUCGAUCACAUUUCCAGUACUGAAGGAAUGACGAAAGCAAAAGGAUCCCUUACAAUGGAGAAACCUGAGAUUGUUAUAGAGAGCAACGAGGCUUUGUCUUUGGAUAAGGAAAUAGCGAGCGAUGUUAGCAGUUCAUCUUCACUGCGUGGACAUUUUAUCACGGAAUACGAAUUCCCAUCCCAUCAAAGAGCUGAUCAUUUUACCAGAAGCACUGAGACGUUGAAUGUUCAAACAGGUGAAAUUACAAAACCUCACAACGAAAACGAACCAAGCUCUUUCAAGUACCAACUACACUCCCGCAGAUUUUCAUUAUGAGCAACAACUUGUAACAAAGAAACACAUUUUAUGUGUAAGACAUUUAAAAUUUUAAUCGCUGUUUGAGAAUCUAUUAAAUAUUUUCUCCCAUGACAUUCAAAUGUUAAGUUUAUAGCGAAUUGUAGUAAGAUAUUUUCUACCACAUCGUGAAAAAGUUACAAAACCGUGAUGAAUCCUCCCGUGGUCUCGGAAAUAAAAUAAACAAAAGACUUGAAUCUUAUAUUGAUAGCAAUAGCUCAGUUAUUUAAUAAUAUAAAACGCCUCAAAGAUUUUUAGUCAUGCAGAGGCAAAGAUAAGUCAUGGCAGAGUACCUAUACCUGUUCAGCAGGUUUUCGCGCGUGGACUGGGCGCGCGUAAAUCGAUUUCAUUCCACGUAGUGUCUCAUUUUUUCUUGAUCGGGUAGAUCGAUACUGAUAGAUGACGAUCUCAGCGAGCAAGUAUAUGCUUAUCUAAUUUAAAUAAAGACUCCACGCA
Molecule: messenger RNA, 1698 nt
Organism: Pocillopora verrucosa
Lineage: Eukaryota; Metazoa; Cnidaria; Anthozoa; Scleractinia; Pocilloporidae
Source: RefSeq, a predicted model, not a curated record